Molecule: messenger RNA, 276 nt
Organism: Staurois parvus
Lineage: Eukaryota; Metazoa; Chordata; Amphibia; Anura; Ranidae
Source: the annotation of a GenBank genome assembly
GAUGACACAUAAUGACAUUCUGUUCAACUUUAUGCAAUGCAGCAUGUUGGGAUGAGAUGUAGUGCGUCACAACAUGCCGUACUGCCAGGGGCGGACUGACAACUCAUGGGGCCCACGGGCAAUAGGGGAUCAUGGGGCCCCUGUGUCCUUGCCCAAACUCAAAAAAUCCUAAGAAAAAGGUACCAGGGGCAUCUCAUGAGGCCCCCUACUGACCCCGGGCCCUCAGGCAGUGCCCGACUUUCCAAAUGGUCAGUCUGCUCCUGCAUACUGCAACAA